Messenger RNA from Akanthomyces muscarius, 921 nucleotides. RefSeq lists its product as uncharacterized. Lineage: Eukaryota; Fungi; Ascomycota; Sordariomycetes; Hypocreales; Cordycipitaceae. The coding region runs from base 1 to 921 and encodes 306 amino acids. The record is from RefSeq and is a predicted model, not a curated record. The transcript has 2 exons.
AUGCCUCGACCGACUUCCCAUCACGCGUGGAACUUUGACAUUGAUCGCUUCCUCAAUCCCAUUGUCCCCUCGCCGCCAUGGAAUCAUAUACCGUAUCCCGUCGCCUAUUUCCUGGGCUAUCGCAAGACCAAGCCCGUCAACACGGGUAACCUGAUGCCCACAUUUUGGGCAUUUAUCGGCAUCUUUUGCGCCAUCACCAUUAUCCAGGUCGUCUCCAAGCACGUUCCUGCCUUUGAGAGCCACCAUGUGCCAGCCAUUGUUGGAUCUUUUGGCGCCACCGCUGUCCUCGAAUUCUACGCCAUAGAGUCUCCGCUCGCGCAGCCUCGCAAUACGUUCUUCGGCCAGGUGCUGGCGGCCGUCAUUGGCGUCUCUGUUGCCAAGCUGUUUCUCCUCAGCGACAACUUCGACGGCAUUCAGUACCUCGGCGGCGCUCUAGCCUGCGCCGCCACCACCUCCCUCAUGGCCCUCACCAAGACAGUCCACCCGCCCGCCGGCGCCACCGCCCUUCUUGCCGUCGUCGACAACCGCCUCCUCGCCAUUGGUUGGUUCCUCAUUCCCGUCAUGAUCCUUGGCUGUGGCCUCAUGAUGAGCGUCGCUCUCAUCAUCAACAAUAUUGAGCGCCGCUACCCCGUCUACUGGUGGACCCCCGAGUCGCUGCACGCCAAGAAGCCCAUCCUGCAUCGGUCCAAGGAGGACGACCUCGAGAGCGUGCCCGCCAGCGCGGCGACCACUAACGAAUCCAGGCCAGUGCCCGAAACGGCGAAUGACACAGCGCCCGCGGUUGGGGCUCUCGAGGUUUCGCAUCGCAAGCAUGACAGUAACGAAGUCAUCAUUCGCCCCGGCGAUGUAUUGGUGCCGCACGACAUGUUUCUGACGCAGGAGGAAGCCCAGCUGCUCGAGACGCUUAGCAGACGCUUAUAG